Messenger RNA from Rosa rugosa (rugosa rose), 1336 nucleotides. Its product is annotated as glutaminyl-peptide cyclotransferase. The transcript is spliced from 11 exons. Lineage: Eukaryota; Viridiplantae; Streptophyta; Magnoliopsida; Rosales; Rosaceae. The coding region runs from base 131 to 1102 and encodes 323 amino acids. The record is from RefSeq and is a predicted model, not a curated record. Gene Ontology annotation, molecular function: glutaminyl-peptide cyclotransferase activity.
GGCAGCUCCAAACGGUCCAAGUCAACAAGAAGAACCACCCCACCCCAACCCAGGAGCAGCUUAGCUCCAUUUCUGCAAAUCAGCUCGCAGCCCCAAAACCCUGACCGACCCAUGACUAAGCCUCCGCACCAUGGCCACUGGACCGCUUCGCAAGAGGCUCAAUAAGCGAUCCUCACACCCCAAACCCCGCACUGCGAUGGCAACCCGGCCUAGUUCGCCCAAAUUCUACAAAAACACCUCGCUGAUUCUCCUCAUAUUUCUCAUUAUCGGCGCUUUUGUCCUCUUGUGCAUUUCGUCGAACAUUUUUAGCACAGUUGAUUACAGCACCGUGUUUACCGGAACUUAUUCGAUCGAGGUCGUCAAUGAGUUCCCUCAUGAUCCCAAUGCCUUCACCCAGGGGCUUCUUUAUGCUGGAAAUGGGAGCUUAUUUGAGUCCACUGGGCUUUAUGGCCAGUCAUCAGUGCGUAAGGUUGAUAUUCAAACAGGGAAGGUUGAGGUUCUUCAGGAGAUGGAUUCUAGAUAUUUUGGGGAGGGAUUAACUCUUCUCGGUGAAAGGCUAUUCCAAGUAACUUGGUUGACGAAAAUUGGUUUCAAAUAUGACCGAAAUGAUUUAAGCAAAUCUGAAAAGUUCACUCAUCAAAUGCAAGAUGGUUGGGGACUGGCUACUGAUGGAAAAGUGUUAUUUGGAAGUGAUGGCUCGUCCGUGUUGUACAAGAUUGACCCUCAAACAUUGAAAGUUAUAGACAAACACAUAGUCAAAUACAAAGAUCAUGAAGUGCACAACCUCAAUGAGUUGGAGUUUAUAAAAGGCGAAGUUUGGGCAAAUGUUUAUCAGACAGACUGCAUUGCUAGAAUCUCACAGGAUGAUGGUAGGGUGCUUGGAUGGAUUCUCCUUCCAAAUUUAAGGGAGGGUUUACUAGCUGCUGGAAAUAAUGCUAUCGAUGUGCUAAACGGCAUUGCAUGGGAUAGCGACACCAACCGUAUUUUUGUGACUGGAAAACUAUGGCCGAAGCUUUAUGAGAUCAAGCUGCAUCCAAUAAAGAAACAGUUCAAGGAUGGAGCCAUUGAGCAGCUAUGCCUACGGCAGACAUUCUUUCAUUGAAGGAUGUGCUUGCUAUUGACUGAACAUCUAGACACUGCAUUGUAAGGCUUUGGAGGACAUGCAUCUAAAUUCAAUUGGACUCCUUUACACAGAGAAAGGAACAUAGAUCGGUUAGAGAUCUGCCUUGUAAGUUGUAUGACUACCAAAAGCCGAGAAAUAGAAGCCUUUAAAAUGGCUAGUAAAUGAACGAUUUGAAAGUUACUGGAAUUUUUUCGGGUGAAAAGUUAUUGCAAA